Debaryomyces hansenii CBS767 is the source of this 1821-nucleotide messenger RNA. Its product is annotated as fungal specific transcription factor domain-containing protein. Gene Ontology annotation, cellular component: nucleus. The record is from RefSeq and is a predicted model, not a curated record. The transcript has a single exon. Gene Ontology annotation, molecular function: RNA polymerase II cis-regulatory region sequence-specific DNA binding; zinc ion binding; DNA-binding transcription activator activity, RNA polymerase II-specific. Bases 1 to 1821 code for a protein of 606 amino acids. Gene Ontology annotation, biological process: regulation of transcription by RNA polymerase II; DNA-templated transcription. NCBI's taxonomy places the organism in Eukaryota, Fungi, Ascomycota, Pichiomycetes, Serinales, Debaryomycetaceae.
AUGAUGUUGAAAUAUAUUCGUGAAUCGAAAAUGACGAAUGAUAUGGAUCUGACUAUACUGGGGGUUUUUCAAAUACUGGAACUGAAAACUACAGCUAACGAAAUAUCUGAAUAUCAUGAUGAAAUAGCAAACACUCUUCACCUAAAGAUUAAGACGAUUUUACCGAGCAAGAAGAUCAUAUGGAACCUUAUUUCAUUAUUUUUCAAGCAUGUUUAUUCAUUUAUGCCCAUUUUGGACGAGAUUUCAUUCCGGAUGGAAAUGACCAGAAUCAUUGGGCCUGAAGAAUUUGGAGAUGAUACUAUUAUUCCAUCUAUCCAAAAAGAUGAUGAUUUUGCUUACAUUGGAAUUUUGCUUAUAAUACUACGCACAUGCUAUUUACAAGAUGAUAAAGGUAAUGGUGGUUGUAUUUCAGAUGGUGUACAAAUAGGGCCUGAAUAUAUCAAUUUAGCUAAUAUGUGCUUAAGGCGCUAUGAUAUCAUAGGUAAAGUUAGUUUAACGGUUUUACAAUGUGCAUUUUGUUUGAGGCUUUACCAAAAAGUUGCGCCAACAUUUAACGACAGUUUUAAUAAUAAAAAUACGACAGUAUAUAACGGCAUACUUGUUCAAAUGGCUUAUUCGUUAGGGUUGAACAAGGAUAUUCAGUUACCUGACCAGCGUAUGAAAAAUUUGAGACAAAAAAUAUGGCAUCUUUUGGUUUUAUUUGAUAUUAUAGAAGCAUAUUCCUUUGGUUCUCCUUUGAUUACAAAAAGACUUUAUUUCAAUACAAGACUUAUUCUUCCUGGUGAGAUUGAUGGUAACAACUCAAAUAAUUUAGAUUGCACUUUGGAGCGGUCAGUGGUAAGUAAUAUGAUAAACCUGCUGAAUAACAUGGAUCCUUUAAUUGACAUUCUUAAUAUGAUUUUAGAUAUCAAAGGACAAACUAAAAUUUCAAGCUUGGUACUAUCAAUAAAUAAAGUGGAAAUAAGAAUAGCGAAGAGUUUAGGUUUUUUAAAAGACAUUUUGGUUCCAAUACCAAAAAAUAUAUCAGCACUGGAGAUACAUGAUCGGAUACAUAAGAUGAAGGGCUUAAUGUCAAUUAAGAUCUACUUAUCAUCAAUAUACCAACACUUAGCUGUACACUUUGAGCAUACGAAUAAUGUGAGGUUAGCAUUGUUUUAUAGAAAGAAAAUACAAUGUAUUAGUAUUGGUGAAAUAAUGCCAGUCUUAUUACCACUUACAGAAGAUAUGAGCAAUUAUUUUGGACGUAUUGGGGUUUUAAUAAUAACUUCAUUUUUCUUUCAAUCAAUUUAUAGAAUGAGCUUGCUAAAUAUCGAGGUACUAAUUCGCUUAAGAUAUCAUUUUUACUAUUUCACUGACAUUUAUUCCUAUAAGCAAGAUAACUCAUAUAUUUACUCUUAUCUCAGCAAAGCCAUUGAGAAAUUAGAACGAUCCAUGGAUAUUUUUAUAUCUUGUAUAUCAAGAUUGUGCAAAGAAUAUGACUAUACAAAGAAACCGAAGAAUUUAUUGAAUGUUUAUUUAUGCAUCCUUAAGAAAAAUGAGUUUUAUGAGAAUAAUAUGAAUAAUAAUGCCUUAAGAAAAACCAAGUAUACAAGCGAUUACUUAAAGCAAAUGUGUUGCAUUUAUGAUGCAGCGUUGGGCAAUGUUACGAAUUCUCCUUAUCCUUUGGAUUCUGUUGACACGUACGAUUUCGAGGAUGAUACUAGCCAAGAGGAUAUUUUCAGCUUAAUUGAUUUCGAAACUUUGAAUUUUGACAUCAUUGAUUAUAUUAAUCAAUUCGGUAAUGAUAAUUUUGUACGUGAAGAAACUUCAUUAUUUAAAUAA